AUGAUCGACCCGGACAAUCUUCAAGCUGGCCAGGUUCAGCGAAAAUUACAACUAAAAGAAUUUGUUUUAAUCAAAAACGAAAAGAAUAACUAUGAACUUUGGCAACACGACAUCUCAUUAAUCGGUCAGAUUAACACUGAAGGUACUGAAAUAACACUUAAUGGCUGGGCUGCUUGCAAUCACCGCUUUACAGCUUAUCGAACUCAUUCGAAAGCUACUGGACAAAAUCGUUCACAUUCAUUCAAUACUUUGGAAAAUGGUAGUUUACUUGAUCUUCUUCAAGUAGCUAUCGAAAUUGGAGCUAAGCAUGGACUAAUGAGUGUCAAAGGCGUCUUUUAUGAGCAUAAAGCUAUUCGUCAAGAAACAAUUACUGCAAUUUGCGAUCUGUGGAGUGAUGGUAUUAUUCAACGUUUCUAUCUCGAUUUCACUGUCUUUUGGAGUGGCGAUAACUAUCAACUUCAUCAUUGUUCGUUGUGCUGCAAGCAUUUUGAAAAUGAAUCAAAGGCAGCAAUUAAUAUUUGGAAUGAAAUUGAACAGAUAUUCCAAAGCUUUGAACUUUUAUUUGGUGACACUCCUAUCGUAACUGAUCAAGGUGCAAAUACCCAGGCCGAUCCAAUGAAAUCCUGGUGA
Molecule: messenger RNA, 630 nt
Organism: Adineta ricciae
Lineage: Eukaryota; Metazoa; Rotifera; Eurotatoria; Adinetida; Adinetidae
Source: the annotation of a GenBank genome assembly